AUGUCCUGGGGACACGCCGUAUCUUCCGAUCUUAUCUCUUGGGAGAAGUAUAGCAUGCCGGCCCUGACCCCAUCUGCUGAAUAUGACUGCCGUGGCAUCUUCACGGGCUGCUUAAGCGCGACGGAUCUCCAUGGGAAUUUUUCGGGAGCUCUGACGGCCCUCUACACGUCUGUUAGACACCUUCCAAUCCAUUACACGCUGCCGUAUACUACCGGCAGUGAAUCGCUCAGCUUGGCGGUCUCAGGCGAUGGUGGGAAGACAUGGGAGCGUCAAAGCUGCAAUCCCAUUCUACCAGGACCACCUCAGGGUCUUUCGGUAACGGGAUGGAGAGAUCCAUACUUGACAAAUUGGGCCCGGCAGCAACCGGACCACCCAUCAAACUGCCAAGCACCCUUGUAUGGAUUCAUCUCCGGUGGGAUUGUAGGACACGGCCCUAACAUCUUCGUCUACACGGUGAAUCCCACGGAUCUACGACAAUGGCAAUACGCGGGACCCCUGGUCAGCGUGGGCAGCAACUUCCACCCAUCCCGCUGGUCUGGCGAUUUCGGACUUAAUUGGGAGGUGGGAAAUUUCACGACCUUAUCCAAUGACCUCGGCCAUUCCCGGGACUUUGCAAUCAUGGGCGCCGAGGGAUGCCUGCGUUCUGAAAAUUCCGACUGGACCAGGCCUGGUUCAGCCCGCGAAAGACGCUCAGCGCGGUCUUUAUUAUGGAUGUCCGUCAACUCGACAGAAGAAAACAAUGAUGAGGCGCUGAGCAAGUAUAAUUUUGGCGGAAUAUUUGACCAUGGCUGCUUGUAUGCCGCCAACUCCUUUUGGGAUGCGCAAACAUCCCAGCGGAUAGUCUAUGGCUGGGUUACUGAAGAAGACCUACCUGAUGGACCUCGCCAUAGUCAAGGUUGGAGUGGUAUGAUUUCUCUUCCUCGAGUGAUCCGAUUGUUGUCUCUGGAAAGGGUUAAGAAGGCACGCAAUUCGCCCUUGGAGUCCAUUACCUCCAUCGAGGUCAUGCGCGAUCCCGCUCACCCAGAUACAUUCACGAUUCACACACUGGGGAUCAGUCCAGAGUCACGACUUGCGAAUUUGCGCGAAGGAGCUAAAGUUAGAGAGCUUCAAGAUUUGCCUUUCCCAACGAAAUUAGCCUCGCCAGUUGAUUCCAAUUUGCCCCUAACAAACCGCUGGGAACUAGAGGCCGAAGUUUCUGUUGGUCAAUUGUGCCAACGGGUGGGCAUUGAGAUCGCGCACAAUAUCGAUUUCUCACAUUGCACAACUCUCGCCUGGGACCCCUGCAAUGAAACAUUUACGGUUCAUCGACCGCCUGUGGAAGACAAGGAGAUUAACCAUGGAUACGAGUCUGCGCCACAUACACUAUUUACACUUGUCAAUGAACAAGGUGAAGAAGUCGAAGAAACACUCCACGUCCAUGCCUUCUUCGACAAAAGCGUAUUAGAAGUCUUUGUGAAUGGUCGUACAGUCAUCACAACCCGGAUCUAUUCCCCAUCAGACCAAUGCUUUGGGAUUCGAUUUAUUGCGGAGGCGAAUGAAAAUUCGCUUGCGGAGCAACCGGCACGACUUGUGCGGGCUAAUGUCUGGGAUGGGCUAAAAGGGGAAUAA
Penicillium macrosclerotiorum is the source of this 1608-nucleotide messenger RNA. Its product is annotated as glycoside hydrolase family 32 protein. The transcript has 2 exons. Gene Ontology annotation, molecular function: sucrose alpha-glucosidase activity. NCBI's taxonomy places the organism in Eukaryota, Fungi, Ascomycota, Eurotiomycetes, Eurotiales, Aspergillaceae. The record is from RefSeq and is a predicted model, not a curated record. Gene Ontology annotation, biological process: sucrose catabolic process. Bases 1 to 1608 code for a protein of 535 amino acids.